CAAUGAAAGGUGUUGAUAACGCACUACUUACAGAUAAGUCGAGAAGGCCAAAAUCAAGAGAAGUUAGUUCAAGAUUCCUCUCUCCAAAGUCAGCACCAUCGUCUGAUAUGGGGAUCCCAUCUCCAAACCAAGCUUUCUCCCCACGCCGCUCGGUAAAAUCAUCAAUGCCACCUGAUGAUCGAAAGCAUCGGAGCCUUGAUCAAGGCCUUUGGCCCUCUUCCACUACUACUAUUUCUCAGUCAUCUGACAAAAAAAUUGGCACCCUUGCUGAGCAUUUUGGAAAUGAGAGAUUAAGAGACUUUCUUGACCGAAAAGCUGACGAGAAAUCGUCUUGUUCUAGCGUUUUCUUGCUUGGUAGACAAAGAAGUUGCAGUGAGUUUAGCAGGUUUCAGAAUGAGAAAGAGAAAGAGAAAGGAAGUGCGAAAGAGAAUCAGAGACCAAUCCUUGGAGGGUCCAUGAGGUACACCGGAAAGUUCAAGUUUCCAGGAAAAUCUUCCUCGUCAUCUUCUUCAUCCAAUUCUUCGUCUGACAAUUCAGGUAUUGUUCCCGGAAGAAUGUCUGUUGAUGAAAAUGCCCUGUAUAGAAAAUCGCAUAGACGAAGAUCGGAUUUUUUUAUGGACAAUUUUGAGUCAGAAUCAGAGCCUAGUGAUACAUAUUCAACUACGGAUUUUAGCUCUCCAGGGAUGGGUAAAAGUUCCUCUCACUCUCGAAAAUCCGGUAUAGAUGUUUCUUCCAAAUAUUUGCAGGAUGUAGCAAAUAGGUCCAGAAGAUUGAACUCAGAUUCGAAUAUACAGAAUCCUGUAUCAUUAGACAGUUCUCCAAGGUUGAAGAAAUUUACAAUAAAAAAUGCUAUCAAGAGGGCUAAUUCGUUAACUGGGUAUGGAAGUGCAACAUCGCAAUGGGCCUUGUCGCCAGGGAGAUCAGGCUCUCCUCCUAUGUCUGUAGAGAGUAAGCAGAGGCCACUAUCAUUCUCUAGUUUGAAGCCACCGAGUAGUCCUUCUAGGGCCAAAGGUGUGGAAAAAUUGCUGAAUAUGGGACUAGACUUGUUUAAGAGCAAGAAAACUUCCUCAUCGCCAAAGGGGUCUGGAGAUGUGGAGGCUGUACAUCAGCUGAGAAUGCUUCAAAAUCGGCUGAUGCAGUGGCGCUAUGCGAAUGCUCGAGCUGAUGCUGUGAAUGAAAAGAUGAUUAAUCAAGUGGAGAACAAAUUGUUGUGUGCUUGGGAUGCCAUUACAAAGAUGGAACAGUCAGUGCUGCAUAAGAAGUUACAGCUUCAGAAGGAAAAACUUGAAAUGAAGCUAGACUUUAUACUCAUGUCUCAAAUUAAGCCAUUGGAAUCCUGGGGUGAUAUGGAAAGACAACACCUAUCAGCAGUUUCCAUGAUGAAAGAGUGUCUGCAUUCUGUUGUUUGCAAAAUCCCUCUCACCGAAGGAGCUAAGGUGAACCCUAAAUCUGCUUCCAUUGCUCUUCAACAUGCAUUAGAUCUUGCAGCUUCCAUCAAGGCUAUACUAGCUAAUUUUUCGCCAUCAGCAGGAGAGACCAUUUCAUUGCUUUCAGAAUUGGCAGACACAGUUGCACAAGAGAAGUUGCUCAUGGAGGAAUGCCUUGAACUUUCCAGGAGCAUAGCUCUGCUAGAGAUGGAAGAGAGGAGCUUGAAAAGUCAUAUUAUUCAACUGAAAUCAUGUCAACAACUAUACCAGCAGCAGCAGCAAAAUGAAGAAGAAGAAGAAGAGAUCCCUUUAUAGCUUCCGGCAAUGCUUUAACAGCAAUAUUAGGAGGAUGAACACAAAAAUAUAGUAGGUGAUAAAACAAAAUUGAGGAAUGAUUAUUGAACUUGAUGUGAUUUCGACUCGAUCGCGACCCAUAGGCCUCUAGAACAACUGAAGAAUUUGUCAAUUACCGAUGGAUAAUAAUUAACUGUUUCAGAAAGAUGAUGAUGUUAGGAUUUCAAUGCAAAGUAUAAUAUUUGAAUUUCACAUUGGAAAGUAUGAACUUUUAUUAUGGGGUUCAUAUGUCAUUGGAUUCUGCACUCUUAAUAGUUAGCUUUUAAAGUAUGGUUCUCUUAAAUUUUAUA
Mangifera indica (mango) is the source of this 2071-nucleotide messenger RNA. Its product is annotated as QWRF motif-containing protein 3. Gene Ontology annotation, cellular component: cytoplasm; centrosome; nuclear microtubule. The record is from RefSeq and is a predicted model, not a curated record. The coding region runs from base 3 to 1742 and encodes 579 amino acids. NCBI's taxonomy places the organism in Eukaryota, Viridiplantae, Streptophyta, Magnoliopsida, Sapindales, Anacardiaceae. Gene Ontology annotation, biological process: centrosome cycle; spindle assembly. The transcript has 7 exons. Gene Ontology annotation, molecular function: microtubule binding.